UUUGGAAGAGUGAAAAAAUCUAGUGACCUAAAGCGAGCAUCAUGGCGGCUGCACCAAAGAAACGUGCGUUUGCAGAAGACAUGAAAGGAAAAGGAGGUCCUGGGGAAGACGGAGACGGUCAGGAGGAAGAUUCGGAGGAGGAGAUGUACUCAGGAAGCGAGGAGAGUGAAGGCAGCGACAUGGACGUGGCGCAGGAGGUGCAGGUAGACUUUGAGGCCAGAACUGCCUGUGACAGCGACUUCCAUGGAAUCAAGAGACUGCUCGGACAGCUGUUUCUGAAGUCCCAUGUGAACCUGUCAGAACUUACUGACAUCAUUCUGUCCCAAAACUACAUUGGCUGUGUCAUCAAGCAAGGUGAGAUACCAGAAGACAGCGACAGUGAUGAUGGGGAAGAAGAGAUAUUCGGGUUCAUCACAGUGGUCAACAUCACAGAUAGGAAGGACAAACCCUGUCUACAAGCCCUCAAAGACUUGGUUCUGGAGAGGUGUAAGGACUGUGCACCCAAGAGUACCUACGAGGAAUUGAACAGCAUUCUGGAAAACGACAGGCAUCGUGUUGGUUUCCUGAUGUGUGAGAGGUUUAUAAACCUGCCCCCGCAGCUGGCAUUGCCUAUGUAUGAGAGUCUGAACAAAGACCUCCAGCAAGCCCAGAUCAUGGAGAUGCAGUAUGCCUUUGACUACAUACUACUGAUCAGCAAGACCUACACAGAGGUCAAAACAGCAGGAGGGAGGAAGGGGAAGAAGUCAUCCCAGCCUCAGGAACAGAGAGAAGAGAUCCUGUUUAGCAAUGCAGAGGAGGAGUUCUUUCACCAGGAGGCUCACACAUCUUUUAGCUAUCCUGUGAUAGAGGAGAGUGACUCAGGAUUCAGCGGAAAGUGGAAAUUUGGUGACAGUGCUACAAAACCUUUCCGGACAGUUAUGCUCGUGCCCAAUAGUAGGAUGGUCGAAAUCAAUAAGAAAAUGGAAGAAUAUUUAUCUGUGUAGCUUUUAAUUUUCUGAACUAUGCCAAAAAUUCUAGCAGGGGCU
Messenger RNA from Branchiostoma floridae (Florida lancelet), 1025 nucleotides. Its product is annotated as BRCA2 and CDKN1A-interacting protein-like. The coding region runs from base 42 to 983 and encodes 313 amino acids. Lineage: Eukaryota; Metazoa; Chordata; Leptocardii; Amphioxiformes; Branchiostomatidae. The transcript is spliced from 7 exons. The record is from RefSeq and is a predicted model, not a curated record. Gene Ontology annotation, cellular component: nucleus.